Molecule: messenger RNA, 768 nt
Organism: Purpureocillium lilacinum
Lineage: Eukaryota; Fungi; Ascomycota; Sordariomycetes; Hypocreales; Ophiocordycipitaceae
Source: RefSeq, a predicted model, not a curated record
AUGGAUCCCCUGCUGGCCAUCGUCGCCGAGUAUAUCGGCAAGGCAGACCGGGGAUUCAACGGCAUCUACCACACCAUGGCGGACCCCGAGUUCCAGUCUCUCGACUGCGAGCUGAAGAACAAGAUCAUUGCAGAACUCACUCGCCGAGCCAAACGGCAACAUGAAGCUCCGUCCUACAAGAAGCGCACAGAUAACGUCAGAGACUGCACUUCACCUGUCGAGUCCAAUGCGAACGAGGAAUGGGACAGGGACUGCCGAAUCGUCGAGGCCGAUGCACGAGCUGCCCUCCUUGCCGAUGGCUGUCCCCCUUGUUAUCCACCCGAACUCCCUGUCCCACUGCCGAAGACUCUUCCUUGCGAAUACUAUGACAUUAUCACCUUCUGGCGGCUUCAUCUGAACACGACCGACCACGUCCUCGCCGCCCAGCACGCCGACUGGCUUACCUUUCGUCGCUGGCAUCGGCGCCACGGCCAGCCCACCGAUCCUGCCCUGGCGCAGACACAGACACAGGCGCAGGCACGGCUGAAGAUGUGGGACGAGUUUCGUGCCUACCACGAGCGUCAGUACGAGACCAUCGUACGCCGUCGCGACAAGGCUAGAGUCAGCCAGACGCAAUUUCUCCAAAUGCAGCCCGGCAAAAGUGCUCAACAUCAAAUGGGCAUGUAUUCCAAGUUCUUUGCUUGGAUGGAGCAGCAGCGGGAGGACAUGGCGGAAGCGGCGCAAGUUGAGGCUGCGGCUCGUGCAAUGCUCACCAUGACCAAGCCCUAG